UUGUUUUUAUUCAUUAAGUAUAGUUAUUUAUUGUUACUGUUUUGUUUUAUUUUGUUCAAAAUGGAGGUUAUUGAAGAUGGAAAUAUUAUGGAUCGCAUACCUAUUCUCUUGCAAAGAGACAUUGAAUACUAUGAGAAAAACCACACAGUCUUAUCAGAAUCUGUAUGCAAAGGAGUAGUGGGUGGGCGGCUUGACUUCCCAAGAAAUGCUUCCUUUGCUUCCGUGAAGAUUGUCAUAUGGCUAGAAGAAGAAUUCUCCAUUGCUUUCAAACACGGCUCCGGCAUGUUCGUGACUAUAGACGAAGGCGACGAGAGCACAGACGGAGGCGUCGCUAAGACGUCAGACCCCGACAAGUUUGUGCAACUUGCUGUCAAAUCUGCUGACUUGUUAUUAGAGCACCUUCACAUGUUAGCCCAAGAGGCCCUAGACCAUGCCGAUCUGCCAGUACUGACAUCUACCCUUGGUGCUGCGGCACUUCUGAGAAACAGUCUCUACUGCUAUCUUCAGCAUACCGAGGAGAUGGGUAGUUCGGAGAGACAUGCGACGCUGCAGGCGUGCUACAAACGCUACGCGCACAUGGCUGAGGCGGUGGCGGAGCGCGUGCUGGACCUGCACGCGCGCGUGGUGUCGCUAUACGUGCUGCAGGACGCCGGCGGCCGCGCGUCCGCCACCGCCGCCACGGCGAGCGUGCACGGCUGGUGGCUGUAUAUGAACGGUAGCCGAAAGGACUUAUGGGACACGGUCCCGCCGCGAAUGGCACAGAGGAUAUUCGCUGGAAUGCUGAAUGAGACCUUGACUAUUCUUACAGUUCGAUAUUGCCAGACCAACACAACAGAAGCAAGUACCCCAACCCUCAUAAACGACAUCCUCAAUAUCUUGCUCUGCGUAGCCCAAUUGUUACCUUCCAUCUGUGCCAAUGGCCUUGACCUGGCCGGGCUGGAUGUGAAGCAGCAAACUAGGGAUGUGCGAGAUGUCCAUUCUAAAUGCAAUGAGCUGUUCAAGUGCAUGGUUUAUCGAGGAGCAGAACUGCAUUUCAUAUAUCAGGCUUUCAAAGAGCAGCAAGACACUCCUCUCCCAAAAGACUGCCCGUACCCCUGGUUCACAUUCGUGAGUCCGCACUUGUUCGACAGCUUCGAUGACUUCACCACACAAGACCUUCCGUUGAAGACUGCUGUAGGCCUGGAACUGAUAGUUCUGUUGGCUCAGCCGCAACCGUCUUGGGCGUCUGUGGUCAAGGUUAUAAUGAUGCGUAACUGCCAUCUCGCCCGCUUACUCCUUAUCGAAGCUAUUCGCAACAUGUCCGAAGAGAAUUCAAAAUGGCCGGCCAACGGUCUGUGGUACAACGUGGAAGGAACUAAGAAACGUUGCAACGGUUUCUUGUGUACUGCCGACGGGUAUUGCAACUUUAAGGGAGACGACAAUGCGGGCGAGCAAUACGCGCGAGCGGCAGGCGCGCUCACCUACGUCCUAGCUACGAUCGGUAGUAAAGCGGAACUCAAAUCAACACUGUGUUACGCGCUCGAGGUGUCCGGCAGAGACUGGGCCGCGUGCUUGGAUAAGAGACAGGUGUGGUGCGACCGACGACCGCCAUGGCUAGCAGCAUUGCUCGGGCUGAUCGGUACCGCGCUACAGUUCAUACCGCCUGUGCUUGUGAAAGCUGUGCAGAGCGGCGCCUCUAUGUACCAGACCAUGUCCCUCUGCCUAACGUGCAUCUCGCGCUGUUGGGCCUGCAUCCCGCGCGCCUUCACGGCGGCGUGCGGCUGCGUGCAGGGCGGCGCGCGCGCGGGCGCGGGCCCGGCCGGCGGCUCCGUGCUGCUGCAGGCGCUGCUCACGGCGCUGUACGACGAGAUGCUGAAGUGGGCGCGCAACGAGCAAGCUAGAGAACAAGCUGCUGCAUCCGAAGCAAAUGGUGAUCUACAGCACUCCAGCGCCACAAAGGCGCGCACCAAGCAUGUGAGGAUCGCCGGACUCGGACAAACUAACCCCUCGCACAGCUUCGACAGUAGCCACAGCCAGGCGUCUUCAAUCGCCAUCGCCAUUGCGGAGGCCCUGUGCUCUAUAGAUGAAGACCAUAAACACACCCGCGAGAUAGAACAACUUGUCGCGUUGUCUAAGAAGACUUUUACGAUAUCCGACCAGUUCGGCUUGGAGGACUUCCCUGGAUUUGCGGAGUUCUAUGAAGAGGGUAACGUAAACGGGUCAAACGCAGAGCGAGCCAGCGACGCAGCUGCUUUGACCAGCCAGAUCUUGAUGACGCCACCUGGUCGAGACAGUCUCAGGGUAAUCUACGAUCACCUCCAGCUGCACUCGGAGAAGAUCUUUACUGAACUGGGGCUGCAGGCAACGAGCGAAUCUAUACCGUUGCAUAAGGCUCCGUUGCUGUACAUCAUGUUCCAUAUCGGACGACGGCCAUUCGACCAAUAUCUACGUAAAGAAUGGCCGAUGCCGUGGAGCAAGCUCGUAUCCGCGGCGAAGGCGUGGUCCGGCGUAGAGGGCGCCCGGGUUCACGUUAACAGAAGACAUGACUUACGCAGCGUCAGGGGACAGAGCAAGAACAAGCAGUUGGCAGAGUUAUAUGACUUGUUUAGAGCCCCUGCGACCGGGGUACUGUAAAAGAAAUACUCUAAUAUAAUAGUAAUAAGUUUAAAAAUUGUGUGACAUGCUCCGGCAGUGAAAGCGUCCAGUACACGUUAACAGACGACAUAACAUACGCAGCGUCAGGGGACAGAGCAAGAACAAGCAGUUGGAAGAGUUAUAUGACAUGUUUAGAUCCCCAGCUACAAGGCUGCUGUAAAAAGUUACUGUAAUAUUAUAAAAUUGAUCAAGACAUAGUCCGGUGUUAAUAGCACGCUAACAGAAGACAUGACAUACGAUGCGUCAAGAGAUAGAACAAGAACAAGCAUUUGGCAGAGAUAUACGACCUGUUUAGAGCCCCAGCCACAGGGCUUCUUUAAAUACAUACUCAACUUUACUCAAGUGGAAUAUAAAUACGAUUGAAAAUUGUUUGACAGACCAGGAACAAGCAGUUGGCAGUUUUACAACUCGUUCAGCGCUCCAAGCGCAGGUCUGAAAGUUACUCUGAUAGGAUAGUAAUAAGCUAGAAAAUUAUAUAUAAGAUACGGUCCGCCAUGGACAUAUCUAAGCACGCUAUAGCAGAAGCAGCGUCUAUGGACAAAGCAAGAAAUAGCAGUUUCGAGCUAAAAAGUUUAUCUAAUAUAAUAGGGAAAAAAAUAAGCCAUAUUAAAAAUUGAAGGUUUUAUUUAAAAUUAUACCAACUUUUAUUUUCUAACUUAGUAUAGACAUAAUACUCGUAGAUACAGCAAAAAGAAACAGAGCUAGAUUUUUUAAAAUUAAGAUACCUAAUUAGUACGAUAUAUUCAGAAUCUUUGUGACGGGCUCAUACAAGUGUGAAAUUUAACGAAUAAUAAUAUUGUUAUAAAAAGUAGGAAAGCCGGUACCUUUCCUUAUACGUACUAGUUUUCAAAUAAAAAAAAAUACAUAAUAUGUAUUUAAUUCAAUGUACCUAUUCCUCUUUCAAAAUACAAAGGUGCUCAAGUAAA
This is a messenger RNA of Cydia pomonella (codling moth), 3560 nucleotides long. RefSeq lists its product as uncharacterized. The transcript has 17 exons. Lineage: Eukaryota; Metazoa; Arthropoda; Insecta; Lepidoptera; Tortricidae. The record is from RefSeq and is a predicted model, not a curated record. Bases 61 to 2613 code for a protein of 850 amino acids.